This is a messenger RNA of Mugil cephalus (flathead mullet), 9594 nucleotides long. It is a transcript of the gene tasor2, whose product is annotated as transcription activation suppressor family member 2. Gene Ontology annotation, cellular component: nucleoplasm. Gene Ontology annotation, biological process: negative regulation of gene expression, epigenetic. The transcript is spliced from 22 exons. Bases 868 to 9378 code for a protein of 2836 amino acids. The record is from RefSeq and is a predicted model, not a curated record. Lineage: Eukaryota; Metazoa; Chordata; Actinopteri; Mugiliformes; Mugilidae.
UCUCGUCUCUUAUCCUGUUCAGACACAGGUCACAUUUUUAGUUUUUACAAGUUUAGGGAUUGUCUCGGUUUUUAGUUGGGUUUAUUUGUAUUGGAUUGGUGCUGUAACAUGCUGGGACACGUUCUCCACUUCAUUCCGAGAAGCUUCAUGGAAAACCCUGUAUGUUAAUAAGUUUUUCAGCAAUGAUCCACUCCCCCUGCGGUCCGAGUAGUUGCACCUAACUAACUAACCACACCAAACUGUGUGUUGUGUCGCGCUGCUAAAAGCUGCCAUGUACCCUUCCGAGCGGGCUGUAUAAUGGGUGACGAUAGAGAUAUACGUUUGACAUGACUAAUUCGCUUACGGUUAUUAAUCAUUACUUUGUGGUAACGGGAAAGGAAGAAGAAAAAAAAACAGGACACGCAGGAGAAGUGAGCCGCAGGCGCACUCACGGCGCAGCUUCAACAACCGACUCACCACCACCUCCACCACAGUUUGGUGUAGACUUUCAAAAUGGAUGCUUUAGCCUCGAUAGGUUUCUGUUUCUUUUUCGGUGCCGACUAAACAUGCGCCCAUUGCCCAUCGCAGGAAACACGCUGUAGACCGAGAAGCCUUUAUAUUUUACAACAGGACUUGCUUGGCGGACGAAAAAGUGAAUUUACGUGGAUUUGUUGGCCUGCUACAUGUUUGCUUCGCGUUAUCUUCUGACUUCCUGGUUGUCGCACUAAUAUGUCUGUAGAAACUGCGGCGGCAGCUCAAGUGACUUUGGAAGGAUUUGUGGACACAGGAUACAUGGCAUUUCACAUUUAUCUCGUCGACCUAAUGUUUAAAACGAGAGACAACUGUUUUCAGCGACGGGCAAAGGGAGAACGACAGAUUUCAUAAGCGAUGGAAAGUGGAAAUGGUGCUGCCUCGAGUAAAGGUGUUUUAAAACCCGUGUCUGACUCCUCGGACGUCUUUCAAAGCUGUAUUUUGGCCCCUCUUCAGAGUGCGUAUUUGUAUGAAGAAUCAAAGCAGUCUUUCAGAUACAAGUCUGCUGUGUUGGUAAAGAAUCCUGUACUGGAAGAAAAGUAUGAAGCCUUCCGACAAAAGCUGAGAGAAGCAGGAUACUCGGAUGAGGACCUGCAGGAAUCCUAUGGGUUUUUGUUGUUUGACGAUAUCAACAAGGCUAAAACACUCGGAGAAAGUGGCGUGCUGACUGGGAACAGCACUUGUACAACUCUUGGAGAUCCUUCGAAGGGUGUUUACAUAUCGAUGUACGCUGACUGCUUGGAUCUAAAUCGUUGGUAUCAUGGGAAAUCUGGAUACAUUGCCAUUAUCAGGCUCACAAAGGGUAAAGUUAAAAAGGUUUUAGAGAACUACACCCAGAAUUUCCUUGAGCCCAGUGUGGGGUUUGACUGCCAUGUGUCCGAACAGUUGCCUUCAGUAUCUGACAAAACCAGCUCCUUUCUUGCGUUUGAGAGAACCCAGUACUACGUGUAUGAGCUGCUAGACGAUGGAAGUAACAGAACAGCCCAGUCUCCCAGUGCUGCUUGUCCAUAUGCUAUCGUUUCUUUUUCGUACACGGAUACCAAAUCAACACUUGUAGUCCCACAGGAGAAAAGUGACGUGAAAGCAUUGGUUUGUCAUUACUUGCCUUGGCGGGGCCAGCUUCAGAUAGGCACUCAGUUCUACAGUGUGGGACUUAGGUCUACAUCAGGCGCCUUAAUCCCUAUAAAAUUGCCGCCAGUGGUAAACGUUAACCAAGCCAUUUCCAUGUCAGAUCUGCAACAGCUGUUGCCAAAGGCUGUUUUUGAAACUCGUUUCAGUGGUGAAGCUUUUCUGGAUGGUUUCUACUGCAGUCUGUGUGAGUUAGUUCCUUCUGAGGCAGACGACACAAGCUCCCUCGCUCUGCUACUGCAGGAGAUCAAAGAGAAAGAUCUUGUUCUUAUUACUCCACUGAAUGAUGGUGGAUUUCUUAUUCUGUUGCACUCCUCCCAUUUCCUCACAUAUGAUGACACUGGGUCCAGUGCAACUGAGGUUCUGCAAGGCUUGUUUGUGUUUCCAGAUUCUCGAGUUGUAGUGAAAGACAUAAAAUUUGGACACAGACACGCUGCCCUGUCAUCUGAAGUCCUUCGGCUUCUACCGGUAAUAACUUACGCAGAAGGUGAAGUUGAGAAAGCACCAAUCGAUCCAAGUGAAGACCUGUGUGAAGCGUUGAUGCAACAUAUGCAGAGUUAUGCAGCGCUGAUAAAUCCUGGGUUGGCAGUAAGUCCGUCAAGGGAAGUCAACAGCUUUCCAUAUCAGUACGAUGUGCCAGAUGCCUACAAAGACCUCUAUUCUUCUCCUGAGUGGACUAACAGAGCAUGGCAGAACAUUAAGACGUACCUGAGCAAACCCGCCUCCUUUCAAGUGCCUAUAUCCAAGGUUUCAGAAAUCCUGGCUGCUGGGCAAGAGGAGCAAAGAGAGGACUUUGAUGACUGUGUCUAUAUCUGUCUGUCAUCUCCUGAGACACCAAUUAAUCCUGCUAGCAUGGGGAUAGAAGACCGGGUAUCGGACCAGAAAUCCCCUGAAACUGUUGAGACAUCUGUGGACAGUGGUAUAUCAAUUGCUGAAGCACAAGUUGAUUUAACAGCAAUGUCUCAAAAUGUUGUACCAGAUGAUUUGCAAGCUGCACAUGCUGCCAAAGACAAUGAAAGAGACAGUGAGCUUUCUGAACUGAACAAAUCUGAUGAUAUGGGGCUGGGUAAUCUGCUCACUCCUCCUACAUCAGAAGAUCUUCCCACAGAGCUCAUUGUCAGCAUCACGUCAGCAGAGCAAAGUACCACUGAUGAGACUCUAAGCGUAGAGAGUUCCAUGUCAGCAACAAAACAUGAUGACUUUCAGUUAUCUGGUUUUUCAACCAUAGCUAAGUUACAAACUGCAGAACUGACCUCUCUUGGUACCGAGACUGAUAAAACUAAAAGGGCUGCAGAUUGCCCUGAGGUCACCAAUCUCACUCAAACAAAGGAGAAAAAACUGCAAAGGGGCAUUACCAAAGGACAGAAAAAGGUAUCUAAAGUUUGUGUUGAUGCUCCGACUUCACAGACUGUCAAAGUGGAGGUUGACAACUUAAACAGUCAGAAGGAUGCACAGACCAAGGAAUCAUCUGAUAAUCAGCAGUUGAGUAAACCUUCAAAAGUUUAUUGGAGGAAAAUAAAACGACGUAAGCGGAUAUUUGGAAAACUCUCAUCGAAAAAUAAAAAAGUUCGAUCUCCUGCUGCUGUUGAUACGCCCGUGGCCGUAGCAGAGGGCAACAAAUCAAAUCCUGGAAAACAGAACUUGAAAACCACCAUUUUAAUGGAACUUGAAGCUUGUCCUCUGAGAAAGAAAACCGAGCGCUGGGACCUAAAGCCAGUUGUCAGUGAAUGCGGAAGAGUAUUGGUUCCUCAUGGCUCAGUGGAUUUCAGGGAUCAAAUUAAGACUUUAACUGAGAAGUUCCAGUCUACAAAGGAUGAAAAGUGCCCUGAAAGUAUGUUGCUUGAUGCCCAUUCAAAUACUUUGGACACAGUCGAAAUGGAGCAAGAGUCUAGCAGUACUCCAGAUACAACAGUGGAUGAAACGGUGGCAAAAUCCAUUGAUGAUGGGACCCAUCCUCAAAAUGUUGUUGCCAGUCAUGUUAAUCCUGAACAGACUAAUUUUGAACAAUCGGGCUGUAAUAGUUCACUGCCUGAUCCAUUGCUGUCGUCAAAGGCAGUAGAGGGUGUGCCACAGAGUAAUGGACCUUCUAAUGACUUAGACUCUGUUCCCUCACAAUCAGUUCAGGAAAAACUCACUGACACUCAUUCCAGAGGAAAAGGUGCAGCAAAUUGUGAAGUCAUGUUGACUAAACUAAAAUCUAUUCUUUCAAGAAAAAGGAAAAAACCAGAUAUCCUUGGCCAAGAAGAAACGACUGAUGAUACUGUCAAAGAAACUGAGCCUUGUCUUAAGAUGGGCAAAAUGGACGAUAGUGAGGCUUUUAAAAAUGCAGCUGUCGAGAGCACCAAUGCUGGUGUCAAGGAAGCUUCAGAGAUGCUGUCUGUUGACCCUCUUUUUGCAUAUGCCCUAGGGCUAACUCCUAAAGUGAGUCCAGUUAAUGCACAGGAAACUGAAGAUCAGAAUUCCCAGCAAAAGGAAGUCUCAACAGUGGAAGAACAACAAAUCAGUUCAGACGAGCAACAUCAAAUACUACAAAGGCCUCUAUCAAUUUUCCCAAGACGGGGAAGGAUUAAAACACUCAAAAGGCAUCAAGGCAUCUCUGCAGACAAUGUUAAAAAGAAAUGGUGGUUGCAUUUUCAAACCCCAGCUUGUUUUGCCAGAGAAAAACUCAAAUACAAAGACUGUACUAGCGAUAAUUCUGUCAGGAAGACUGUUAAGGAAAAAAUGAACAGUGCUUGCUCAUCUACAGAUGCUUUGAACUUACUUGCUGACUUGGCCCUCAGUGCCAAUAAUGGCCAGGUUCCUCCGCAACCAAACCCAGCAGUUGAGAGAAAACCUGAGACAGGUUUGAAGAAGUGUGACCUUACAAAAGGCCUUAGCAGUGCUGAACAAGAUUCAGUUCUCCAUGCUCUGCUUAAACAGCCUGCUGCUAGAUCCAAUCGGCCUAUUGAGUCUUCCUCACCAAGACAUCAUUUGGGAGACAGUGAAUUGGUUGAAUUGGUAUCUAAAGAACAUGCUUAUUCAUUGCCCCCAUCUUCCUUUCUACUGUUGGGUUUGCCAGGUACACCCUUCCAGGUUUCCCCUUUAAGUGGUUCUACCAGAUUGCUGCACCAUCACCAGACAAUGUAUGGCGAUGGAAUUAAAACACUACACACCUCUGUCAGUCAGGGAGACAGAAGUGAAAUCAACGACAGGACUCCAGAGUACCCCAAAAAACACAAGGUGCGCAGGCGGAAGUUCAGAUACUCCCGUACCUUUGUUAACACAGAGACCUCUGUCCAAGUCACAAGACAAUGGCAAGGAAACUAUGACUUUAACUUUGACAGCAAGUUUACCAGUGAUGCCAAAGAAAAAACUAUCAACCGAGCUUUGCAUGGGCCAUGGGAUUUCUCCAUUCAAGACACUAAUGAGGAGGUGCGGCUCAUCAUUCACAUGUGGAUAGGGCUGUUCUACAGCCGGUCAACAGCCAGGUUCAUUCAUGUUGACUCAAACUUUACAUUCACAUGUUCAGAGGAGAAUGGUUCUUUGGAAAUAACCAGGGAGAUGGGAUCAGGCCAAGCUAAGUCUGAGCUCAUGACCAGUUACAUUGCUUCUCUACCAAGUGUAACAGAGACUUCAGACCCUUUCUUUCCAAAAGCUUUGGACCUCAGCAAAAAAGACCACACUGAGUUGGACCAAGAGUCUGAGAUUCUGGACUUUUCAAGAAAGUUCAAUGUAAAGACUGCUACUUCAAAUCCAGAAGUCAACAGGCAAGAGACCCAUGUUUCCAGUGAACAGAAAAAGACUUGUGUCUCAAGUAAGCAGAAAGAACCCAGUGAAAGAUUGAACGGCCUAAUGUCACCACCAGAGCUGCAAGAGGCAAGCACUUUGCAGUGUUACAGAGUGAUGGUCCAUUCUGCAGGGAUCAGUCAGAUGCCUGAUGUUAGCGGCAUCCCCAAAAAUGAGAAACCUGGCACUUGUCAAAAAGCUGUCACCCUUGAACACACUGAUGCUCCAUCUUCUAAAGGUGAUGGGCUAUCCAUUCUUUCACAAGGAGUCCAAGCCGAGUCAGAAAGUGUCUGCACAGAGCCGGGAAGUGUCUGCACUGUACAGAAGAGUAUCCCUGCUGACGUGGAAAGCGUCUGUACUGAGCGGAAAAAUGUCUGUGCUGAGCAGGAAAGUAUCUGCACAGACCAGGAUGGUGUCCACAAGGUUCAUGAAAGUUCUUCUGCCAAACUGGAAGGUCUCUGCUCUGAACUGGAAAAUAUCCAUGCCGAGGUGGACAGUGUCGGUGCAAAGCAGGAAAGUAGCAGUGCUGAGCCGGAAAGUGUCCGUGCUGUCCCAGAAAGGGUCAAUGCAGAACUGGAAAAUAUCCGCACAGAUCUGCAAAGUGUCCACGUUGUGCAGGAAAGUUUCUCUGCAAAGGUAGAAGGUGUUUGCGCAGAGUCAGAAAGUGUUGGUGCUGAAUUGGAUAGAGUCUGCACUAUGCCAAAAAGUGUCCCUGAUCUGGAUAGUGUAUGCAUCAAGCCCGAAAAUGCUUCCACCAAGCUGGAAGAUUUCUCCAUUGAGAAGGAAAGUGCUGAGCCAGAAAGUGCCACUGUUGAACCGGAAGGUGUCUGUGCCAUGCAGGAAAGUACCUGCACAAUAACGGAAACUGUCCUCACUGAGCGGGCUAGUGUUGGUGAUGAAUCAGAAACUAACUGCUCUCAUUUGGAAGGUGCUUGUGUUGGGCAAGAAAGUAUAUGUGCUGAGGAGGAAGGUAUUCUCCCUGAGCCAGAAGGUGUCCACCCUGAACCAGAUGCUGCCUGCACAUUGGCAGAAACUGUCAGCAAGGUGACGGAAACUGUCAACACUGAACGUGAUGGUGUUGGCGCUGAGCCGGAAAGUGUCUGCUCUCUUCUGGAAAGUGUCUGUGUUGGGCAAGAAAGUGUAUGUGCUGAGGAGGAAGGUGUCAACCCUGAACCAGAAGGUGUCCACCCUGAACCAGAAGGUGUCCACCCUGAACCAGAAGGUGUCCACCGUGAACCAGAAGGUGUCCACCCUGAACCAGAAGGUGUCCACCCUGAACCAGAAGGUGUCCACCCUGAACCAGAAGGUGUCCACCCUGAACCAGAAGGUGCCCACCGUGAACCAGAAGGUGUCUGCACAUCGGCAGAAACUAUCAGCAAUGAAUGUGAUAGUGUUGGCGCUGAGACGAAAAGUGUCUGCUCUCCUCUGGAAAGUGUCUGUGUUGGGCCAGAAAGCAGAUGUGCUGAGGAGAAAGGUGUCCCCUCUGAGCCAGAUGAUGUCCACCCUGAACCAGAAGGUGUUGGCACAUUGAUGGAAAUCGUCAGCACUGGGUGCGAUAGUGUUGGCGAUGAAAGUUCUCAUCUGAAGAGUGUAUGCAUCGGGCUGGAAAGUGUCAAGCCAGAGACGGUUCAGACUGCACUAGAAUCUGGCCAGGUGUUGCAUGAAUGCAACAAAGAAAGCAGAAAUAAGAAAGAUGGCACUGAAAAUUCAGAAACUACAGAGAUGAGUUUGGUUCAAAAAGAUGGAAUGGAUUUGUCCAAGUCAGUGGCAGAUAAAGUAGACUUUAAGGACAUUCAUACAUCACCUUUUAAAAAUAAAGUGGAAUUUGGCUUUGAAAUACAGCCAAAGAAAGCACAGCCAACAACUCCUCAACACAAUUUUGAAACGACCGACAAACAAGAGACCUCUGCAGGGCAGGAUUGCCAUCUCUACAAAUGCUUUUCCCUUAUUGAGUGUAUGCAAGCAUUUAAACCAAAGACAGAUCAAGAUGGGCAUAAAACAACAUCACAAUCAAUGAACAACAAUUCAAAUCUUUAUUGUCAGACUCAGAGACCCGUCAUGGCUGUGAAACCAUCUAAGAGUGAGGAAAUUCAAGCAGAUUUCAUUUAUAACGAUCUACUUACUGAAAACUCUGUUGAAAUGAAACCAACUAAAACCCCUGUUGUCACAAACACCACUCCCGCCUCUAUGUGUAUGGAGAAGCCGAAAGAAAUUUCAAAAGGCAAUUUUGAAGGACUAAGUGAUAAUAUGCAAAAAGCUAAUGACUUUUCUUCCAAAAGAACUUGGCUACCAAAUGUUGCUUAUAGUAAAUCAAACACGGAUGGAGCUAAAGUACCCCUUUUAGAUCCUUCAUGUCAGUACCAGGGAAGGGACAUUUCAAAGUUCAACAUAAUCCCAUCCUCGGCCUUAUCUAUGCUCCCUUUUGAAGCUACAAGUUGUCCUAAAGUUGCUGAUAAAAAUCAAGGUUUCUGGGCAGAUAAUUUUGUUGAGAAAACUGAGCAAACAUCUAACUCUGAACAACCAACUAUUGAGAUGGAUGAGGAAAACUGGCCACAUGCAACAACUUCAAUAAUAGGUCCCAAAGACAAUGGCAUAGUAGAUGGCCGUCAUAUCCUGGAACCUCAAACCUCACUUGUAUGUACAAUCUUUAACACCGGUCAGAAGAGAUCUUAUCCGUUUCUGGAACAGCUUUCUCGCAGGUGCCUACAAGAUGACGUCACUCAGGCAUCGUUGGAACAGGAGUGCCUCAUCUUCUCAGAACAAAUGAAACAGAUUUUGAAGAAGAGUAAGGGGGGGGUCUCCCACCUACAAGACACAAAAAGCAAUAAAAGGUUGUCUUGUGCUAGUCCUUUGACUAUCCACUUCUCUGAUCUUGAAGAACAGGAGGAUUCACUGGAUCACUGGGACAUGUCGCUUUUUGGACAAAAAAUUAAGGUUGACAUGUCUGACAGGAAGGACCUGAGUGAAGAAAAGACACUACUUCCCCAAGGACCAUCUCAAAGAACAUGCAACCCACUGGAACAUGCUGGGGUUUCUGGUGUGACGACAGAAUGUGCCAGGCUGUACGAGGCAAAGAUGCAUGAUGUUUGUUCUUUUAAAAAGGUCUCCUCAAGAUCUAAGGGAGGCAGAAGGGAUCGAAGUCACCCCAAGAUGAAAACAAGUAACCAAUUUGACCUCUGUGAUCAAAUGAAUAGAGAAAUGGGAGCAGCCUUCCGAAAUAAUUUGAAUACAGUUGUGAAGAAAUCCUGCAAAACAAAGUACAGAUUCUACAUGUUGGUGACGUCAGAUGACCGCUUCUUUGAUGACACAAAGGCACAACUGGAGGCAGAAGGCCAUACUGCUGUCCAGCCACCUGAAUUUUUCCUUUGUGAGAAUAGUUCUUCAUCUCUACUCAUCAUCCUAAGGAAUGAAGACAUUGCAGAGCACAUUUGUGAGAUCCCUCAUUUGCUUGAGCUGAAGAAGUCGCCUGGUGUGAAGUUCAUUGGCAUUGACGAACCAGAUGACGUUAUGAAUCUCACCUACCAGGAGCUCUUCACAAGGGGUGGUUUUAUAAUGUUUGACAGAACAGUGCUGGAGUCCCUCAGUCUUCGCAACAUGAAAAAGAUGUAUGAAACCAUGCAAGACUUGAGUAGAAUGAGGAAGUGGAAAUGGAUGUUGCAUUACAAAGACAGUCGUCGGCUUAAAGAAAAUGCAAGGUUGAGUGCAGAGGAGAAAGAGAAGAAACGUUUUCUAUACUUGGGCCAAGAUGCUGGAAUACUGGAUGUCUUGCCUUACCACGAGUGCGACACGAUCUCAAGAGACGAGCCCGACUAUCUUUCAUGUUUGGUCCGCUUGCAAGUCCAGCACAUAUCAUCACGUUAUGCAGUUUUUAUAACCGAUAGGACAACGGACGGUACCUUUGAGAGAAAUGGGAUUUUAACACUGACUUUGAACUCUUUCCUGACAACGCCUCUAAACACUCAGUUUAUAGUCUGAGCUGAGAAAAUUGAAAAACUCACUAGAUGUGAGGAGAAACUAGUACACCUAACAAAUUCGGUAAACUGUUUUUUGUUCGUGCUUAGAAAUAGUUAUCAUUCAGUUAAUGGAUAGAGUGGCAAUAAUGUCAAUAUGCUGGCAGCUAUGCUGUAAUAUUUUUGUAACAUGUUUUUAUUGUAAAUAUAAUGAUAAACCUGUUAAAGUGAUUUUUUUCCA